CAAAGAUAACUUGGUCAAGAAAGCGGUAUUUGGUCUCUUCAAGUGAGAGUCAUUAGCCAACCCAAAACUCUGCUAGUAGUGCUUCUGCAUUAUGGACCUAUCUACUCUCACAACACCCUUUGGCAUAAAUCCUUUUAGGAUGUCCACAACUGUGAAGACAAGAAGAAUGUGCUACAUUCUAAUGGCUUCAAUUCUACUCACACACUUGGUCGGCGUAAAAAGCAAGCCUUUGUUUCUGUUUGAUGCUUCAACUCAACAAGCACCCUUCAAGCAGUCUUCCACAGUAGCUGAUGAACAAGAAAGAAUUCAAGGCAUAUCAAAACAUGCUUUUGACUCUACACAGGGGAAUGAAAGGAAAACUAUGUUGAAAUCAAAGGAAAAAGGGUACAAAGAAGCAUUGAGGGGACUGAGCAGAUUAGGAUCAACACCACCAAGGUGUGAGCACAAGUGUGGAGGCUGUAUUCCCUGUGAUCCUAUUCAAAUUCCUACCAACAAUGAUCUUCUGGGUACUCAGUAUGCCAAUUACGAGCCUGAAGGAUGGAAGUGCAAAUGUGGCAAUGCUUAUUUCAAUCCAUGAUCACCAAACCAAAACUUCAUGUUAUAUGUUUGUGCAUAGCCUUUUGAAGUUGAAUGUUUUGGAUACAACUGAUUAAGAUUUGUGUUAAAACCAGCAAGUCUCUCCACAUUGAUCUUAGAUCAUUGGUUGCUAAUUAAAACUAACAAAUAUUAGAUGAUUUGUUGCUAUUUUACUACUU
This is a messenger RNA of Vigna radiata var. radiata (mung bean), 755 nucleotides long. RefSeq names its product EPIDERMAL PATTERNING FACTOR-like protein 6. NCBI's taxonomy places the organism in Eukaryota, Viridiplantae, Streptophyta, Magnoliopsida, Fabales, Fabaceae. The transcript is spliced from 4 exons. Bases 92 to 577 code for a protein of 161 amino acids. Gene Ontology annotation, biological process: guard cell differentiation; stomatal complex development. The record is from RefSeq and is a predicted model, not a curated record.